Molecule: messenger RNA, 1232 nt
Organism: Candidula unifasciata
Lineage: Eukaryota; Metazoa; Mollusca; Gastropoda; Stylommatophora; Geomitridae
Source: the annotation of a GenBank genome assembly
GUCACUUUCCAUCGUUCGUCUACGUGAGAGAUACCCCUGACGCCCAGUUUCUCACUGGACUUGUAGAAAAAUAUCCCCGGCUUGACUUCUGGAUACCACCGGUUUCUAAAAGGAACAGCACAGUUCUAGUGCCUCCUCACAUUGUACAAGAGUUUAAGGUUGCCGUAAACAAACAUGGAAUGAGAACGUUUGUGUUGUCUGACGAUGUGCAAAGCAUUGUGGAUGCCGGAAGUAAACGGACGCCGGAAAAAGUAGUACUGGAGAAAAUGCGGGCUUCUGGUCAAGUGGUCGAUCAUUACAAUUAUCAUAAUUACAGCACGAUCCGUGACUACAUCAACAAACUGGAAUCUAAAUAUCCGAGAAGUGUUGGGGUGUCUACUUUGACUUUCUUCACACAAGAGGGCAGAUAUGUCACCUUUGCUAAACUGUCCAAUCCGUACAGCAGCAACAAGAAACCUGUCAUCAUUGUGGAAGCCGGGAUCCACGGCAGAGAGUGGAUCGCCCCCGCCGCAACUUUAUGGUUCAUGGAGAAGAUGUUACAAGACUAUCAGUCCCGGGAACCAACAGCCAAACUGAUGCUGGACAAGUACGACUGGUUCGUGGUGCCGGUUACUAACCCAGAUGGAUACCAGUACAGUCACACCACGGCAAGUGACCCAAUGUGGACAAAGAACCGACGCUACAUCCGUCGGGCUUGUCGGGGAGUCGACUUGAAUCGGAACUUUAAUACAAAGAUUGGCACCAGCGAUGCCAACCUCAGAGACCAGUGUGAAACAGAGUUUUACCACGGAUAUGAGCCUUUCUCCGAGCCGGAGUCGUUAAACAUCCGCGACCUGUUCGACAGUUUACAGCCGAGAGUGGUCGCUUAUGUCUCGGUCCGCGCAUAUGGGCAGUCUCUCCUGGUUCCCUGGAGCUACACCAGUGACGUGUCGCGGCCGGCUAACCAUGAUAAGCUGGACCGUGUGGCCAGUCUGAUGGCCCGAGCCCUUUCCCAAAGACACGGCAAUGAGUAUAGCUACGGGAUUGCCGAUCAAAGACUAGACCAUGCCGUAUCGGGAAAUGUUAUUGACUGGGUCCAGGCAAAAAAGCCAGAUGUGUACGCUGUAAUGUUAAAACUCCGACCCUCAAUCUCUGCAAUGAAUGGAUUCCUACUGCCGUCUUCUGAGAUCAUCCCUACGGGCGAGGAGCUCUACGACAGUCUCGCAGUGCUUGCCAGAGAAAUCCCCAGUUAA